This is a messenger RNA of Python bivittatus (Burmese python), 3148 nucleotides long. The record is from RefSeq and is a predicted model, not a curated record. NCBI's taxonomy places the organism in Eukaryota, Metazoa, Chordata, Lepidosauria, Squamata, Pythonidae.
UCUGCAGAUUUCUCUUCCUGUCAUAAAUACUGAGCCAAGCACUCAACCCAAAUCAAGCUAUAUGAACUUCAGUCUUCAGGAACAGGUAGAACAAGACUCUGAAACAGACUCACAUUUGCCAGUGAACCUGUCCCCGUCACAAGAAAGCAGCCCGGCAAAAAAGGACCUUGUACUUACUCAGCUACCAUCAAAGCCAAUUCACAGGAAAUUCCGCCCUGAAAUGCUGGAGAACCAGGAGCUUUCUCCCACGAAAAGCACACCCGCCUCUUCCUUGCCUACUAUCAAACCUCACCAUGCACUUCCAAAACAGUCUUCAAAACAGAAGAAAGCUAUUCAGACUGCUAUCCGUAAGAACAAAGAAGCCAAUGCGGUACUAGUCCGAUUAAACAGUGAACUCCAGCAACAACUGAAGGAAGUUCACAAGGAACGAAUUGCACUGGAAACUCAGUUGGAGCAACACCGACCUGUAACUGUCUUGUGACAUUUUUUUACACACAGUUUGUUCUAUGAAACAUGACACUUUGUAUAAUAUGUUGGCAUAAUUUUUUUUCUAAUAAGGCAGCUUCAUCUGGAAAAAAUAGUUGCCAGAUUUUUCUGCAUUUCUGGUAUCACAGUUACCUUACUGGUAAGAAGAUGCACACCAUCCUAAUGUCAACCAUUAUACCUAGACCAUUUCCCCACUGAUCCACCAGCAAGAUCUUAUUCAAAUUCCACCCUUUAUGUACUCCAAGAAUUGUUGCUUUAUUUCCAAAGGGCAGGGAGGGGGCAUUUAAAGUGUGUGUGUGUGUGUGUGUGUGUGUGUGUGUGUGUGUGUCCAAGAAAUUAGUUUAACUUCAUGUCAUUUUAUCUUUUUUUGGCUAUUAUUUUCAUAUGUUUUCCAUGAGCAUUUACAGAACAUUGCAAUAUCUUCCUGGUUUCCCCCCCCAAAGUUUUAUGAUUACCAAUCACCUUUAGUAGGAAGCACAAAUCUUGUUGUAUUAAUACAAUACAUCUACAUUCCUCUCUCUACCACUUACCACUGCAUAUUAAUUUCUUGUCUAUUUCUUGAAGCUGACAUGCUGCCACUGUUGUUGUCAUAAUUCUGCUGCAGUCUUGAAAGCAAAAAUGUACAAUGGCCUGCAGCCACAGUUUAAUCUAGUUCAUGGCAUCUUUGAUGGAUGGCAUAUUAUCCCAGACCAUGAGGUGGCCUAGACCAUAGGACUACCUGUAAGCUGUUCCUACAAUUCAUGUGGUUUUCAUACUGCUGCAGCUGCUGCUUGAAGGCCACAUACCUUGAAGUGGCCAAGUGCAAGAAAUGUGUCCUAGUAGGCCAUUUAUUCACAACUGUGUGCUAUGAAACUGCUAGGCAUUCUUGUACAUUGCUCGUUACGUUACUCCAAUAGAGUUGGUAGUAGUUCAUUACACCAGUUCCAAUUAUACAUUUUUGCAUUUUUCUACUUAAAUUUAAUCAAAUCAUUUACAAAAAAAGCAACACUGAAAUAUUUGUUCUGUUGCUUACAACAAAUAUUAACAUAUUAGCACCAGGCCAUGUAUCUCAUUUAAAAUAGAGUAGCUUUGUAUAUAGAAUUGUUCCCGAUUAACUGUUGAAGUUAUCAUCGGAGUCCACUAGUCAUUUCUUAUCCAUUUGGGAUUCAUGUCUCACUUUAUUAAUAUGUUGGUUCUGUUGUUAUCUAUCAAUUGCAUUUAGCCUGGAGAAUCCCAAAAAAUCCCCUUGUACCCAAUAAGAAACAUGCUACAUCUGAGAAUGCAGCACAUUGUCUGGCUUGCCUUGAAAUAUAUAGUACUCCUUGACUUGCAUACUGAGAUUAGCAUGACCACAGGGAAAGUGAUCCUUUAGGGAAAGGGGCAGCCAGGAAAGCUUUUUAUCAUUUCAAUUUUCAUUUUUCUUGCAGAUCAUUGCGCAUUAUUGAAAACGUGCUCAUGAUUUAGAUUACUUGUAAAGGAGAUUAAUCAAUUCACAGGAAUAGAUAUAGAACUAAUAUUGAUCAUGCUACCUCAUUAGAACUCUAACGUUCAGGGCAGUGGGCCACAGUAGAUCAGCUCCUGGGUUGAGAAGGACAACAGGAUAAGGUUGUCUUUGCUCACAAAAGGAAGCUAGCUGGCUACACUUAAAACUGCAUAUGGGAUUAUAUGGUCGGUGGAUCUGAAACAGCAGGGUUCAUUUUAUAGCCCAUAUUAUUCAUUUUUAAAGUCCAAGUCUUAUUAACUUGUAAAGCCAGCAUAGAGUCCAGCAUCACAAAAUACUGCCUAUUUCCAUUAAAACAACCAGGAUAUGCUUUCUCUUGUUUUCAUAAAAUGAACAUCUUUGUGUUCUUGGCCCUAAUCACAUUUGUAACACAUGCUUUUAUUUUAGCACUGCAUCACAAGACAAGAAAGACGCCUGUAUAAAAUGCCAUGCUGCCAAGGGGUGGUGACAGAACUGUACUGUGUAGACCCACGUCUGGCUUAAUAUGAAGCUGUUCCUAUGAACGCAAAGUACACUUGGUUUAAAAUUAAGUUGACACUUAAAAACUCAGGCUAAGUUAACAGAUCCUCCAGCUGAGUCUUAGGUUGCAGAACUUGUUCAUCAUUUUUAUAAUUAAUUAAUAUACUCAUACUAACCAUGCAAAGAACUUUCCUAGGAAUGUAGUAUAUAAAUCUUGAACAAUGAGUAAUUUUAUGUAGACUUUUACAGAGGACCACAAUACGAAUCUUAUCCAUUUAAAUAUACUUCAAGUGGACAUGAAACAAUGUCUUGAUUGGUAUUUAUACAAUGUCUGAAAUAGGAAUCUGGAAGUGUUAUGUAUGAUUUAGAGCUGUUUAAAAUAAUCAUUUCAAGGAACGUUUUCAACUUUUAUCUAAACCUUAUGUGUGCAAAAAAUAAUUAACUAGACAAAGUAUAUAUGUUCUCUUUUCUGAAGAUAAGAAUAAUCAUUGCCUAUAACAAAAUAAAUUUAGAACAAUUGGUAGUAAUAUCCCUUUAAGUAUUGGUAGUUAUAUAUUGCCAUUAUUUACUCAGAUGUAUGCUCCAUGGGAGUGUGGUUUAGAGCGCCUCAUUUCUCCACCAAUUCUCAACUGCUCCUUGACAGUGUUGCAACAGGAAACGUUCCCAUCAUUGCUGCACCAACAGAAGUGGAGAGGAGGAAUAGACCAUUAUUAAAAAAGGUCA